AUGAGCACAGUGCGACGGCGCAACCAGCCAAAGCGCAACGCCUCAGCGCCCGCCAACCAGCUCGAUACCGACGAUUCCUCGCCCGCUCCCUCUCGACCUGACUCGCCCGAUGUUGACAAAGCGCCAGUGAGGGAGGUCCCGCUGUUCAAGCGGAGGCUGAAGAAGGGGGAUGGCAAGGUGGAAGACCCGAAGGUCAUUCUGGACGAGAAGACGGGCAGGGUUUCUCUCGACUUUCCAAGGACGCCCUACGACCAGCUCGACCUGAGCGAUUCGUUCCUCGCCGCCUUGCACGAGGCACCCUUCGAGCCGAAGAAGACGUGGACAAAGCGGCGGAGAGGCUGGUUCUUCUUGGGAGGAUUGCUCGGUCUCUGCGCAGGCUGGAUGUUCACCGAGGGCGACCCACUCGCCUCUCUCGCCAAUCUCGACCUCGAUGCCUUCUCAUCCUGGGAUCUUCAGUCAAUCCUCGCCGACAUGCCUUCCCUUUCCGCUCUCAACGUCACUGAACUCCUGGCGCCAGGUCGAGAAUGGCUAAACAGCCGAGUGAACAACUUUGACGUCGGGCGAGACGCGGCUGCGCGAGGGUUGAAGAAGAAGCAUGCGGUCAUUCUGGUGCCGGGCAUCAUCUCGUCGGGUCUCGAGUCGUGGUCAACCAAGCCAGACGCCGCACCCUUCUUCCGUUCGAAGGUCUGGGCGGGAACCUCGAUGAUCCGCGCCGUUAUCAAGAACAAGGAGGCGUGGGUCAAGGCGAUCAGCCUUGAUCCAUUCACUGGCUUGGAUCAGGAUGGGUAUAAGAUACGAGCUGCUCAGGGUCUCGACGCCGCCUCCGCUUUCAUGCCUGGGUACUGGAUCUGGCAGAAGGUCAUCGAGAAUCUGGCGGUUCUGGACUAUGACCACAACGACCUGUCUCUCGCAUCUUACGAUUGGCGACUUGCGUUCUACAACCUCGAAGUGCGAGAUCGCUACUUCUCUCGGCUCAAGGCUUCGAUAGAGUUCAAUCUCGCCAUCAGCGGUCAGAAGACGGUUCUCGUCUCGCACAGCAUGGGCUCUUCGGUUCUUCUCUGGUUCUUCAAGUGGGUCGAGUCGCCGAAGUACGGCAACGGCGGACCAGACUGGGUUGAGCGGCACGUCUCGGACUGGGUCAAUGUCGCCGGCACGAUGCUCGGCGUUCCGAAAGCUAUGGCCGCCCUCCUCUCGGGCGAGAUGCGCGACACGGUUACGCUCUCUCCCGCCGUCAUUUACCUCCUCGAACGCUUUUUCUCCCGCUCCGAACGCGCCAAGCUGUUCCGCUCGUGGGCCGGAGCGGCGAGCAUGAUGCUGAAGGGCGGAAAUGACGUCUGGGGCGAUGAGCAACAGGCGCCGGACGACAUGGACGAGUCGACAAUCACGGGCGGAAAGCUCUACUACUUCCGGCCUGAGAAUUACUCGAAUACGUCGGAAGUGACGGAAGACGCCGUCCACCCGAACCUUACACUCAACGACGCAACAAGCUUUCUUCUGGAGAAGGUCCCGCCGUCUUACCAGCAGAUGCUGGCGAGUAAUUUCUCGUUCGGCUUCGAGCGCGACGAGGAGCAGCUCGUCAAGAACAACGACGACCACUCGAAAUGGAGCAAUCCGCUCGAGGUGCAGCUGCCGAAGGCGCCGUCGAUGACCAUCUACUGCUUGUACGGCGUCGGCAAAGAGACGGAGCGGGCGUACUUCUACCAGCAGGGCGGCUACGAGCACGACGAGACGCCAACCGUCAACCUCACGGACUCCGGCGCAUCCAGCCCUGAACCUGUUUGUCUCGAGCCAAACUGCACCGACUCGACGCCGCGCCCGCCGCUCGACCUGCCGCUUCAGCGACGCGUUUGGAUCGAUGGCAGCGUGACCAUGGACGAGAAGAGCGUGCCGAAGGUCAGGAGCGGAGUCGUCUUCAACGACGGCGACGGGACGGUCAGCUUGCUCAGCCUGGGCAGCAUGUGCAUCGAGGGCUGGAAGCGACCUCUGUACAAUCCGGCGGGCAUCAAGGUCGUUACGCACGAGAUCUUGCAUGCUCCGCUCGCUUUCGAUCCACGAGGUGGACCAACGACCGCAGACCAUGUCGACAUCCUCGGAUCAUCCGAACUGAACGACGCGAUCCUCGACAUUGCUGCUGGCCAAGGCGAACGCGUCAAGGACCAGUACCAUUCGCGGAUUCAGGACAUUGCGCGCAAGAUCAGGUGGGAGGGCUGA
Messenger RNA from Rhodotorula toruloides NP11, 2211 nucleotides. Its product is annotated as phospholipid:diacylglycerol acyltransferase. Bases 1 to 2211 code for a protein of 736 amino acids. The record is from RefSeq and is a predicted model, not a curated record. NCBI's taxonomy places the organism in Eukaryota, Fungi, Basidiomycota, Microbotryomycetes, Sporidiobolales, Sporidiobolaceae. Gene Ontology annotation, cellular component: cytoplasm; perinuclear endoplasmic reticulum. Gene Ontology annotation, biological process: lipid storage; triglyceride biosynthetic process. The transcript has 15 exons. Gene Ontology annotation, molecular function: phospholipid:diacylglycerol acyltransferase activity.